Messenger RNA from Exserohilum turcica Et28A, 189 nucleotides. RefSeq lists its product as uncharacterized. The record is from RefSeq and is a predicted model, not a curated record. NCBI's taxonomy places the organism in Eukaryota, Fungi, Ascomycota, Dothideomycetes, Pleosporales, Pleosporaceae. Bases 1 to 189 code for a protein of 62 amino acids. The transcript is spliced from 2 exons.
AUGGCCCUUGUACAUAAUAAUACAAAGAAGAAGAAGAAGAAGGAGAAGAAGAAGGAGAAGAAGAAGGAGAAGAAGAAGGAGAAGAAGAAGGAGAAGAAGAAGGAGAAGAAGAAGGAGAAGAAGAAGGAGAAGAAGAAGGAGAAGAAGAAGGAGAAGAAGAAGGAGAAGAAGAAGGAGAAGAAGGGCUGA